Messenger RNA from Scleropages formosus (Asian bonytongue), 1110 nucleotides. RefSeq names its product V-type proton ATPase subunit D-like. NCBI's taxonomy places the organism in Eukaryota, Metazoa, Chordata, Actinopteri, Osteoglossiformes, Osteoglossidae. Bases 151 to 897 code for a protein of 248 amino acids. The record is from RefSeq and is a predicted model, not a curated record. The transcript is spliced from 9 exons. Gene Ontology annotation, molecular function: proton-transporting ATPase activity, rotational mechanism.
UCGGGCACGUCGGGGCGGACGUCUCGCGGAAGUCGGAAGUUACAGAUACGUUUAAAAUUUCGAACGCGGAGUGUUGGUUCGUGACCGUAUGCCGGUCGCGACAGUGGUUGAGACCCGCUUUGCCCUUCCGUAUGCGCGCGCGCCGCAGACAUGUCGGGCAAAGACCGAAUCGAGGUGUUUCCCUCUCGCAUGGCGCAGACCAUCAUGAAAGCACGCCUGAAAGGGGCGCAGACUGGCCGAAACCUGCUCAAGAAAAAAGCAGACGCCCUGUCCUUGCGUUUCCGCCAGAUCCUGCGUAAGAUCAUAGAGACAAAGACCCUUAUGGGAGAAAUCAUGAGGGAAGCUGCCUUCUCCCUGGCUGAAGCUAAGUUUGCUGCAGGAGACUUCAGCACCACGGUAAUCCAAAAUGUAAACAAGGCCCAAGUGAAGGUCAGGGCGAAGAAGGAUAAUGUAGCAGGUGUCACUCUGCCAAUAUUUGAACACUAUCAGGAAGGAGGUGACAGCUACGAGCUGACCGGUUUGGCCAGGGGAGGUGAGCAGCUGGCCAAGCUCAAGAGGAACUAUGCCAAAGCAGUGGAGCUGCUUGUGGAGUUGGCUUCGCUUCAGACUUCUUUCAUCACUCUGGAUGAGGCCAUCAAGAUCACAAACCGCCGUGUGAAUGCCAUUGAGCACGUGAUCAUACCCCGUAUCGAGCGAACUCUGUCCUACAUUAUCUCUGAACUGGACGAAAGGGAGCGAGAGGAGUUCUACAGGCUGAAGAAGAUCCAGGAGAAGAAAAAACGAGUUAAGGAGAAGACAGAGAAAGAGAUGGCGGCACGUUUAGCUCAGCUGGGGCCAAUGGCUGAGCCGACGAACUUGCUCACGCAGGGGGAGGACGAGGACUUGUUAUUCGAAUAACCCCUGGACCUCUCUCCAAGCCUGUCCCAAAGCUCCCGAGUGCCUGACGUUUUACUUUUUGUACUUCUUCUGAAUGUCAUUUUUAAUGUGCUUUUAGAAACCAUCGCAUGUGAACAUUUUUUGUUGUUUUUCCAAAAAAUCAAAUUUAAGUGUUUACCAGAGGUUCAUUUUUACUGUUGAAAGAAUUAUUGACAGGUAUUGAGGGGGGGAGUA